UUCCGAGUUCAGCAUAAGAAGGACAUCCAAAUAUCCUUAAAUCAGAGUAACUAGCAGGAGUACCAUACCUCUUGUGGAGUCUUUUUAUCAAUCGCGACUGAGGAAGAGUGGUUAAUAAGAAGACAAGCUAUGGAAGCAGCUUCGGUACAAAAAGACUUGGGUAAACCAGCAUUAGAGAGCAUACAAUGCACCUUCCCCAUUAUAGUCCUAAUCAUUCAUUCGGCUACACCAUUCUGCUGCGGAGUAUGACGAACUGUUAAAUGCCUCAUAAUUCCUUCUGACUUGCAUAGAACAUUAAAUUCAUUAGAAUAGAACUCUAAACCAUUAUCAGUCCGAAGGCAUUUCACCUGCUUUCCUAUUUGUUUUUCAAUCAUAGUCUUCCACUCCUUAAAAGUAGGCAACACAUCAUUCUUUUGCUUCAGGAAGAACGCCCUAACUUUUCUGGAAUAGUCAUUAAUAAUAACCAUCAUGUAAUAAGCACAUCCUCUAGAAGGUACUCUAGAAGAACCCCAGAGAUCAAAAUGAAUUUAAUCAAGUGUGCCUUUAGUUGAGUGGAUGCAUUUAGUGAAUCUGACUCUCUUCUGCUCCCCAAAAACGCAAUGCUCACAGAACUCCAAUUUGGUAAUACUCUGGCCAUCAAGAAGUCCUCUUCUGUUUAGUUCAGUCAUCCCGUUUUCAGUCAUAUGCCCUAGACGCAUAUGCCAAAGUUUAGCAACGUCACUUUCUGAUAGAAAGAAGGUAGAAACAGCAACAUCACCUGUAACCGUAGAGCCUUGCAAGACGUACAAAUUAGCAGUCUUUCUUUGUCCCUUCAUCACAACAAAGACACAUUUGGAAACCUUCAGGACUCAACCUUCACCAGUGGACUUAUAUCCGUUCGAAUCAAGGGUACUCAAGGAAAUAAGAUUUCUCUUCAGGUCUGGGACAUACACAUAUCACCAAGUGUCCUCACAACCCCAUCAAACAUCUUGAUCCUAAUUGUUCCAAUACUAGCUAUCUUACCAGGUGUGUUAUUUCUCAUCAACACAGCACCUUUAGAGACUGUUUCAUAUGUUGUAAACCAAUUCCGAUUGCGACACAUAUGAAACGUGCAAGCUGAAUCAAGAAUCCAAUCCUUACAGGGUUUGGAGUUACCAUCAGAAACUACCAAGAGUUCUCCAUUUGUCCAUCACUACCACCAUCUUCAACAAAAUUGGCUUCACCGGACUUCUCUGGUUGGUUUUCCUUCGGUUUUGGAGCUUCUCUUUUUUCUCUAUUCCGUAACUUAUAACACUCGGAUUUGAUAUGGCCUUUCUUCUUGCAGUAAUUACAAGUUUUUUUUCUGUUUUUGGAUUUCGUCUUAUUCCUGUCAUCACCCCCAGAGUUCCUCUUAUGAGUCCUUCCUCGAACAAUGAGACCAUCUCCUUGAGUCUCCGACCCAUUCACAAGAUGCUUCAUCUUCUCCUUAGAGAACAACGCAUCAUAGACUUCAUCUAUGGUCAGGGUAUCACGAAUCGUAACCCUAAAGGUCGUGUAUGAUGCAGGCAGCGAACACAACAAAAUUAACCCCAGAUCUUCCUCAUUGUACUUAACCUCCAGAGUCUCUAAAUCGGAGACGAUUUCCUUAAAAACAGAUAGGUGAUCCUCCAAGGACGCAACCUUAGGCAUGCAAUGGGAAUAAAGUCGUUGUUUGAGAUGCAACUUACUUGUUAGGCUCUUCGUUGUACAUAAUGUUUCUAGUUUCAACCACAACGCAGCGGUAGUGGUCUUCUUCAAAAUAUCCUGUAGAAUCUAAUUGGAUAAAUGAAGGUGGAUCUGAGAUAGAGCCUUCCGAUUCUUACGUCGUUUGUCCUCGUCCGUCCACGAUGAGGGCAUCUUAUCAAACCCUAAUAGAGCAUCGUCCAAAUCCAUCUGCGCGAGCACAGCCCGCAUCUUAACCUGCCAUAACGAAAAUCUGGUGUUGCGAUCCAACAACGGAAUAUCAUACUUCAUGGUUGCCAUCCCCGAGAAAACAAUCGAUCUAUCUCUGAUACCAGUUUAUUAUGAUCGGGCAGAAAAUAAGCAAACCACAAGCAAAAGAAAAAACAAGAACACACAGAUUUACAUGGAAAGCCUUGCGGGAAAAACCACGGACAGAGGCAGAGAACUUCACUAUAAUGGAGAGAGAAUACAAUGUUGGAGAUGAUAGUCUCAAUUUCGUGUGUAUAUGAAUAAUCUGAAACAACCCACUAAAUCACACUUAUAUAAUACGUGCGUACAAAUAGGUCUUAGGCCCAAAAACAUAAAGCCGCAACCCCAUCGGGAUCAGUGGUGGGCUCCGGGAUCAGGCCUAUCAGCCCGAUCCCUAUGCUACCACCACAGACCCCAUUGAAAAUCACAAAUAUGGGUCGCACCGCGAAGCUUUCUGGGAAGGAUGAACAAAAUUCGGGUCACAACUCUAACAAUGGUCUAUCAAAAACUACUCUCUGCCUCGCAAGGUAGGGUAAGGUCUGUGUAGACACUACCCUGUUGAAUUGGAUAUAUGUGGAAUGUAUUGCACUACUCGGCCUAUUUGGGAAGUGGUAAUACGAUUCUCAAAAAACUAGAGAGGGGCAAAACAGAAAUGUUUGGUAAUCAAUAUUGUCGGAGAAUGUUUUCAGAUCAUUAAAUGAGUCACAUAAAAGUGCAGUUGGUGUAGGAAAAUGGAACUACUUUUAAUGUUUAACUUAUACUUGUGUGCUAGUAGUAAUAGGAAAUAUUGCUUCACAACAUGAUGAUUGUUAUGUCUUCGAAAAGGGUCAAAACUGUAGUGCUUUAAAAAGAUACAUGUUGUUGGAAUGUCUACUUUCCUCUCUGUCACAGUACCAUGGUCCUCUUCCUCUUGCUCUCUUGGUCUGGCAUGGAGUGACCAACAGGCAUCAGCUGCAUAACCUCUUGCUUUACUCUUGCAUAAUAUUGCUUCAUCCACAAUUUGCCUUUCCCAUUGUUUAGAUAUCAUCAACUUUUCUUGGGUUCAUACUUAUGACUCAUUGCUCUCCCAUUUCACUUUUUCAUAGUUAACAACAGACACGGUAUAAAUAUUUCUGGUCACUCAAGCAUUAUCUUCCACCAUUUCCCUUAGCUUGCCGGUGAUAGAGGAAUUCAAUUUUCCGUUGUUGAUAGAACAGCAAUAACAGUCUGAAGUAUCUGAAAUGUACAGCAAUUUGAACAAAACCAACCAGAGGAAACUAAUUUUUUGACUUCAAAUUUUAAUUUAUUAAUCUCUCUUGUCACACUCUUCAGAAUUUUUUGGGUGUUCGAAUAGGCUUUUGACACUAAAUCAUUUAAUCCUUUGGUUUUUUUUUGUGCAAGUUAGAUUUGAUAACCUGAGUUUAAGAAGCUGGUUUCACAUGGCGAUUAUUUUCUUUAACCCAAAUGCUGGACUGAACCAGACAAAUAUUUUCUUUAACUCAAGUAGUCAGCAUUUCGGACUGCUAGUGGCAGGUCCGAUGUCAUAAUGGUCCUUGUAAUGUGUCUGCUGUCUAGAGAUUAAGGAGUUUAUAUGGCAAUAUGACCAAAUUUUAGGGAAUAUUGACUUUUCCUGAACUUGGAGGAUUUGUUUAAUUACAUCAAUGAUGCAAUUCAUUGUCCUGUUCUUUCACUAACAGACACUCUUUUUUCGCAAACAGGCUAUUUAGGUUCCAAGUUUUUGUUUGCAUUGUCAGGCUUAUAACUUGUGGCCUUGAAGCAUGAUCUUGGAUUGACACAUUUUCCCUCCUUUUAAGAUGCUUCAGUCUCUCUAUAAAUGCCAAAGAAACUUAUGUGCAAAGAUCAGGAAAACCAGCCUUUUCGUGCAGUUUGUGUCAACCAGCUGUGGCAGCCACAUCCCAACUGAUGCGAGCAAGUCACUCAUUAAUUUGCGUCACAAGAAGUCACAUAGUUUAUCAAAAAUAGAUCUCACUACUAAAGCACAACUAGUCCAAUUAGAUACUGCUAAAUGUUCAAAAGUUUCAGCUUUGAUUGAGUUCUUGCGAAACCAUGGGUUUUCUGAAGCCCAGACAAAGAAACUAAUUAGAAUACGCCCUCAAUUACUAGGAUCGAAGCUGGGGAAAACCCUAAAUCCCAAGUUGAAGUUCUUGCAAUCAAUUGGCUUUUCUGAAGAUGAACGCAAUAAUAUUGUCUGUUGUAACCCCAGCAUACUCUUCAGUAGCAUAGAAAAACAACUGACUCCAUCCUUUGAUUCCCUGAAGAUUUUCAUGGGUAGUAAACUGCAAGCAAUGACUGUCAUCAAACGAAGUCCACGUAUCUUUAAUAAUAUCCCUCGUAGUUUGAAGCGGACUGUACAUGUAUUGCACCAACUUGGUAUUCCUGAUUCUCAACUUCCAGAGUUUAUUUCAAAAGCUCCUAUUGUCUUGUCUAUAAAUCCCAAAAAGAUGAGUACGGUUGGCUUGAGACUGAAGGAAAUGGGGUUUGAUGUUACUUCUCCAGCAUUUAGGGCAGCUUUUGCUGCAAUGUCUCUACUCAGUCAUUCCAAAAUGGAAAGUAAACUGGAAACCUACAGAAGUAUGGGCUUUUCAGAUGACGAGAUCCUCAAUAUUUUCAGAUCGCAGCCAACUUGCAUGUUUUAUUCUGAGGAUAGUAUCAGGCGGAUUGUGGCAUUCUAUGUUGAUAGACUCCAUUGGAGCCUGUCAUACUUGUCGCAAAAACCGGUCUUUCUAUUGCGCAGUCUGGAGAGAAGGGUUAUUCCAAGGUGUUCUGUCAUGCAAGUUUUGUGGUCAAGAGGCAUUAUCUCAGAAGUUGGCAAGCUAUCCUCAAUACUAAUGGUUAGUGAAAAGGAGUUCUUACAGAAGUAUGUAACUAAAUAUGAAGCAGAAGUUCCUGACCUUCAAGCUGCCUACCAUGGCAAACUUAUGUUCAAUGAGUACAGCUUUCAUUUGCACGAAAUUCGUCAGAUUCCAAUGUCGAAGGGAUCAUCUCCUAAAGCUGAAGCAGCUUAGUAUUUGCACCAUGUGUUGUCUCAUAUGCCUUCACUAUUUUGUUUUUGCACCAUUUGCUGUCACAUACUUGGCUUCAAAAUUGUUGCCCAUCUUUUGAGUUUGAUCUAUACUACAUAUAACAUAACCCCA
This is a messenger RNA of Capsicum annuum, 5063 nucleotides long. RefSeq lists its product as uncharacterized. Gene Ontology annotation, cellular component: chloroplast. The record is from RefSeq and is a predicted model, not a curated record. The transcript is spliced from 2 exons. Gene Ontology annotation, biological process: regulation of DNA-templated transcription; chloroplast organization. The coding region runs from base 3723 to 4934 and encodes 403 amino acids. Lineage: Eukaryota; Viridiplantae; Streptophyta; Magnoliopsida; Solanales; Solanaceae. Gene Ontology annotation, molecular function: double-stranded DNA binding.